Paecilomyces variotii is the source of this 1125-nucleotide messenger RNA. Its product is annotated as phosphatase inhibitor-containing protein. The transcript is spliced from 2 exons. Lineage: Eukaryota; Fungi; Ascomycota; Eurotiomycetes; Eurotiales; Thermoascaceae. The record is from RefSeq and is a predicted model, not a curated record. The coding region runs from base 148 to 675 and encodes 175 amino acids. Gene Ontology annotation, cellular component: nucleus. Gene Ontology annotation, molecular function: protein serine/threonine phosphatase inhibitor activity; protein phosphatase 1 binding.
AAAAGUCCAUUAGUCAUACUCUUAAAUGCUGCCCGGUGAUCUCCCGAUCCCCGCAAAGUCCAUGGUCAUCGCCUUUCUUCCGCACGAGACAAUGUGAAUCCUUUACUUUCCCCUGCAUUUUCUUCUCCCCCCCCAAAAGUCCUCAUAAUGUCUAGAACCAGGAGGCAGGCAGAGGCCCUACCGUCCGGCAGCCAAGUUCAGACAGAAUCCUCUCGAGAGCCUUCGCCUCUUCCUCUCACGGGAACUCUGAGACUGAGAGGCGCGCCACUUGCGGAAACCACGCAGACGACCACGGAGACAGCAUCCACGAGACGCAUACGAUGGAGUGAAGACGUUGUCGAUAAUGAGGGGAUGGGCAAGAAGAGUUCAAAAGUAUGCUGCAUAUACCACAAAUCCCACGCCGUAGGCGAGAGCAGUUCCGAAUCCGAAUCUGAAUCCGAAUCCGAUGACUCCAGCUCCUCCGAUUCCGACACCGACGCUCGUCAACGCGGGAUAAGACGUGGUCGUCGGAAACAAGAUAAAGACCAUCAUCAUCAUCAUGAAUGCGGUUCAGAAGAACAUGACCAUGACCACGACCACGGAUCGGGUCCUCAUAAACAUAAGAGCAAGCGGAGAAAACCAAGCCCGAAUGCUUAUGAGAGAGUACCGAAUUAUACGAAGAAACGACCUCAAUGACCAAGGGACGGGACGUAGGGUAGAGAAGAUGGUGGAAUCGUGCUUUCGUUGCGGUUGUUUUAAGGGGGGGUCACUGCCGUGUGCUGUUCGUGGUCGGUCGAGAAUUUGGACAUGUCUUGUCCUUCUCGACCAUAGAUAUCCCUUUCGAUGGGUGUCGCAGAUAUGGGACGCUUGAGCUGGUGAUUCCCAAUGUGUAUGAAGUUGCAUUGGGGGUGUUUCUCGAGCAUUUCCUUUGGAGUCUUCAGCAUUACUCGCUCGGGCCAUAGCCACCUGAAAUCACGGCCGUAUGAACUGGUAAUGCAAAUCUGGUCUUCCUUUGGCGGAAGACUCUCACACGAUAUCAUGGUUCGGUAUGAAGAUACACUCAUGUGAAUUAAUUAUUUUAUGUCAAUUGUAACAUUAUUUAUCCACUUAACACAAGGUGCAGCGAUAUACUGCGAAUGAAUACUG